This is a messenger RNA of Oikopleura dioica, 1035 nucleotides long. Lineage: Eukaryota; Metazoa; Chordata; Appendicularia; Copelata; Oikopleuridae. The record is from the annotation of a GenBank genome assembly.
AUGCUGACAGCCAUCCUCACCCAAGCGGAUCCGGACGGGCCUCUUUGCGUCGUUUUGGUACAGGAGAGCCAUGUUAUUCCUUCAGACGACCCUCCAGAUUCGAUGAGCAAUUUUCAAGCAAAAUGUGUCGGUUGCGGACGACAUUUGGCUAGCUACGCCGAAUUUUGCGAGCAUUUCCGAAUCAAUCUCAAUUUUCCAAAAGAACAUGUUUUCCAGUACUAUGGACAGAUGGACUCUGAUAGCAUGUUGAUCAGAGCAGAUCUUUUGGUGAGGAUUCCUUGGUCGCAAAGCCGAAGCUCGCAGUUGACCAUUGCGGAAUCUCCGUCACGGGGUAGCAUGGGAGUGAGACCUCCAGCAGGAAACGACGUCGAACAGCAAAUGCCUGAUCAAAUCGCGCCGAUGGAAUCACCGGCGGAAAUUAACCCAAUACAGCGUGUCAUUGAAGUUCCCGAAGGAGCGGAACAAGUCAUCCUCGAAGUAAUGGAUUCCUCCUCACGAGAAGCAUUCGAUGGCGAAAUGGUAGCCAAGACCUGUGAAUUAUUUGCCGAGUCUUUCAAUCGAUGCUACGGAACCGAUCUAGAGAGAUUCAAAUGCUUCCAUGGCAUGUUUAUUGUCCCAGAUGAUCAGCACGUGACGAAAAUGCAAGAGAUAUCGCCAACCCAAAGCCCAGAAGUUUUGAGCAUUUCAGUUUUCGAAAGAGCAUUUUCUGGUAUCGUUGAGUACAUCGACAAACAUCCAACAACUUUGUUCAAUUUCUUUAUAUUGGGCGUCAACUCAGAGGACUACAACUUCGAAGUUUUCAAACGCCUAGAUUUACUUUCUCAACGCGCACAAGUUAUGGUUACAUACUUCGGUAUUCGACCGUAUGAACUAUUUGCGAAGGGCUCUCCAGUUCCAUCAAAUAACGUCAUUGUCCCUCCGCUGACUGAUGGUCUUUCUACUGCCUCAUACGAUUUUAGAAGCCACUUAAAGUCGCUGUCGACUGACACUCCCACUGUUUCUGCGUCUCCAGAAUUCGAAAAUCUAUAUAGUUAA